UACUAUUCCUACUACUGCCACUAUUACUUGCUCCCCCUGAGCGAACGAAGGUAUAUACAAAACAGUACUGAGCGUAUGUGUGAGUCUGCCGGUGAAGCAUAUGAAGUACUCACACACACACGCUCCAGCAGCACUUGCAUGCCUCCUAGAUCCUCGUAGUAGUACUCUGUGCAGGACGAACAGAUACAUCGUCAACAGCUUCAUCGUUGGUGUCUCUUGCUCUGUCUUCCUGUGGCUUGACUAGUACUUUUGCCAUGACUUCCACUGAAGAUCACCAUCACUUGUUGUGGCAAUCCUCAUUGGGAUCCAUUGUGGACGGCAUGAAGACACACUAAAAGCCAUUUGGCCAUUCCAAAGGUCACUUUCAUGGGGUAAAAAGUGCAUCAGAAUGCCUGAGUGAAAAAAAAGUUAACAAAAACCUCAUAGUGUGAAGUUCCUGUGUGUCGUACAUUGGAUUCAAUUCAAGAGUGCUAUUAUUGUUUUUCCCUCCGGAUUUUGGAAUCUCAUGGCUUUCUCUGUCCAGGUGAUGCGUUGCAGUUGCCCCAACUCUUGAUUUCCAAUACGAUAUUCUGCAUUGGUUUAGCGGACCACAUCUGUUGGGAAGUCGUCAAUGUUGAUCAUGCCGCAAUUCCCCAGACACUCAUCGAAAGCCGCCAGAUGUCUCUACUUACCGCUUUCUCCUCAAUCGUCGUGUGCUAGUCAAUGCUCAAAUCUUGAAAAUCAUGGAGGUCAAUGCUGGCGACCACAGUUUGGACCUCAAAUUGACCCCUCCGGUGCAAUCACUCUUCCAUGAGCAAGCCAAAUCCAUUGUCGCCAUUCAGGAGCUUCAACAUGAGGUCAGUAGUCUUCUGGAGUUCAAGAACGCCCUCUUGGAGACCUUCCCACAUCUCCAAGGGAAGCUGGGACAUUCCCAUUCUCAGCCAAGGCUCCAUCAGAGCUACAACACUUCUCCACCCUCAUCCACAGCCCGAACCAGCUCGUCCACUCUAAGGGAACACGAUUCCCCACUUCGAUCCCCAAAUGUCUCUUCAGCAGAGCGGCUCUCGGCUCCAGGGGCAGUGGGCGGGGGGCGCCAGAUCCAGCAUGUCCACGACUCUGACGAGAUCCCGGGGUCUUGGAACGGAUCCACUGGGGUGGGUACCCUUCCCCGAUCAGGAAACCACCGAGGCCAGAAGAUCCGCAAAAGCCCCGAAGGCAGCUCCGCCGGUAGCAACAUUGUGGACUCGGGGUUCAGCACAGAGACAACCAAAGAUAUUUCUUCCUCCGGGACCAGCACGCUCCUGGCGAGCAAUUCCAGUGGCGGGCGAGCUAUGAACUCACACCCAAAUUAUGCCAUGGAUGUUCGGUGGGACACUUGGGAACAAGGGCCCUCUCAUUCGCACCAGCCCGCCGAAGACGAGCUGCAAUUCCUCCUUGAUGUGAUCCACAGAAAAUCCGUCCGAUUGCGCCGCGAUCUUGAUGGCAAGACUCUGGAACUGUCCCUGGCACAAAAUCAAGCUCACGAUCCAUCCCACUACCAAGAUGCAACUCGAUCUAUGGCUGGAACGCCUCGAAGGCUCCAGCCACAGAUCCCGUUGACGCCGGCUGGGCCCCAAAAGGGCCUCAGAGUUAUAUCUGAGCACGAUGCUUCCGACAACACUCUCCAUGGCCCCUUGGGAGGUGGCCACCAACCUGUGAUAAAUACCUCUGGCAAUGAAGUUGAGUUGCUCAGGCGGGAAAGAGAGCUUCUGAUGCGACGAAUUGCUCAUCUUGAGUCAGAAAAUGCAGAUUUCAGUGUCAGAAUGGGUGGCGGUGUCAUAGACCACAAGGGAGGAGGAGAAAUCUUCCACCUAGCCAGGACCAAAGGUGCACGUGGGAGCAUUAGCCAGAAUCCCAAUUUGUCAGAUUCCAAAGGAAGUGAGGCUCCCGAGGGCAAUGCCCAGGACGGGGGCAUUGUCCACUCCGUUCAGAUCCGCACGGGAGGCGUGGGUGAGCUCCGACGAGCCCAAAGCGUGUCUGGGGAUGCAAAUGGAAACGGAGCGGCUCCCAUUGGCCCAGAUCAGCAUGGUGUCAAUAUCGAAAUCAAGCAACAAAGACAUGCCAGGUAUUCGCAUCCAUCGCCCAGGGCCCCUCUCCCAGGAUCCGGAGGCAUCUCUGUGGUCAAUCUGCGGGGCAGUGUGGACAAUCUCCUACCUCAUACACUGAAUUCGUCAGGCAAUCCUUCAUCUCGCAGCUAUAGCUUUAACGAGCUCUCGGCAGCCGGCCGUCAUCGAACCAAUAGCUUUGGAACCCAACAGAAGCUCGGGCACAGACCCAAGGUGAUUCCGAGUCGGAUUGUGGUUCCCCCCUCCGGCAACAGUGCUCAAGCAAAGAUUUCGCCUCAACUGAAUCGGGUGCUCUCCAAUAAGAACCUGAAUCCCAAGUCCAAGUCCGUGGAGAACCUGGUCGAUGGUGCUCCAAUCCUUGGCCUGAAGAAUGCCAACUCCGAGAUGAAUGUGUACAGAGGCCAUCCAGGGGUUGGUCAUUCCAAGUUCCCGCAUCCGGCCACAACUGCCACCCAAUCCCAAAGAUUGAGGGGCACCACAAGUGAGUUGAAUAUGAGCCGUCUGGGCGCCAAUGAGAAGCUGAGGUUCGAUACCAUGGAAGGGAUCUUGUCCAUGCCUGUUGAACUCACUCGAGGCUUGAAGAGUCAAGUGAAACCCAACCGGGAGAAGAUCAGACAAGUGAUCAACAUGAACAACGUUAUCGACCUCCAACGACAACUUCUCACCACGGUCAUGGAGAAUGAGGUCUACAAGACUCAAUUGGAGAGGCUAUCUGAGAAUUGGACGGAGAAGAUUGGCGACAUCGAAAGGGCCAAUGGAUCCCUUCACCAUGAGGUGGAACACCUACGGGUGGAGAAUGAGGAGCUCAAGAUCAAAGUGAAUAAGAAACUGAUCGAAUUGGAAUCGGCUAAAGCCAAGCUGAAAGUCCUAGAGAAGAACCAAUUUGACGGUGGCGUCAAGGGUGGGGGCAACAGCAGGAAUUUGCCGGUGGCGGGAAACUUCUCAAAGACUGACUUGGUUUCCAAGAACGAGAACCGGGUCCAUUUUGAUCUUCACUCCACCCCGAAGUCUCCAGGCGCCCCGACAGCCACCAAAGUCGUCCAAGCAGACCCUUCCGCCGUCCCAGCCAGGACUGCAGGUACCCAGGGUCCUUCAGGAGAUGGUGGUUUGAGGUCCGGCAACACCACUGGUAGACGGGGUAUGAUUCAUCAUAGCCAAUUGCCAAGUGAUACCCGCCAACGUUUGGAGGAAAUGGCCAACAGUGCUUCCGGGUCGGCCAAGAAGUACUCCAAUGCCCGCUCCGGGGACCCGGUUCAAGAUCUCAUUGCCAGUCGAUUCAAUUUUCCUGCUGGCAACAACCUUGUGACCACGUCUCAGCCUUUGGGCAUACCUACUACCGCCACCCUGUCCAAGCCAACAGUUGCCCCCUCAUCACGGAGAGGUGACCCCUCGGCAACCCCUUUGUCGAAUAACAAUCGGGAACGAUCUCUGAAUGAUAAAAACAUUGAGACCACCAAAGUGAAUACUGUGCCGAGUCAUGGUCAUUCCUCGGCUGGAGGGGGCGUGAGCCAGACCAUUAACAAUUUGAACAACAACGGCACCACGCCCUUGCCCACUUCGACCAUGAACCAUUUUUCCUCCAUCAGUAAUGAUCCGUCUAAAAAGGACCCGGCUUCUCCUGCCCUCAUUUCUUCUCCUGCUCAAGUUGUCUUGACCGAAAGAGAUCUGAAAACCAUGGGUAGAGACACCAUUGCCGGACUGAUAGCCGGAAUCCUCCAGAAAUAUUCCCACAAAAAGGAGGAUUCCAUGCCUCCGCCUUUACCGCCUAGAGAGGCCUUCGUCCCAUCUCCAUCCACAGAGCUUGUUCCUACCAAAAUGAGCCCUGAAAUUGCCCAUCUGGCAGGUUCGAGGACCUCUAUGUUGUCUACUCCAACUGGAGGAAACUCGUCUAUGAAGAAGAUCUCUUGGGAAGCCAAUAACGGCUUGGAGGAGGUAACGCAUAUGGCACUUCAAAGGCAUGCAGCUACCCCACAACUUGGGAACCUCCCUGAGACCCCAUCGCCCUAAAGCCACCCAGAGCAGGACUCCUUGCAUCAGCCAAAUGAUAACUUGGUAGAUUCCCUUCAAUACCCAGAAAGGGACGUGGUGCAGCCAGAUUCGUUAUCCUUUGAUGAGGACACCUUCAAUCGACGCGAUCGGAGUCUGGAGUUCUACGAUUCCAUCAGUUCCACUGAGAAGAAACAAGCCUCCAACAACGGCAAACCCAAAAAGCUCAUCAUUCCAUACACGGACUCCUAUUCUUCUAAUACCUCUCUGUUCACCAGUCAGGAAGAGUCAAUUGACAGCGGGGAAGGCCGCAAGGAUGAUGAGGACGAAGAAGAGAGCACAUCAUUCCCCAAAGACAUGAACGAACUGGCCAAAAAGAUGAACAAGCCGGACAUCUGCUCCUCCAAUCGAAAUGUCACCCUAGACCUCUACCAACAUGCCUGCCAAGGAAGUAUGAAGAGGGCCGUGUCAGCCAGCCCACUGCAACCCACGGACAACGCCUCCCCUUAUCGUCCAGGACAGCGAAUCCUCCCUACCCCUAAUAUCUAUCUUCGGAACCAUCACAUGUCAAAUCCGGACCUUCGACGUCAAUCACCAAUGAUAUCUGAUCACCGGAACGCCAAUACACCCUCCCCCAAUCACCACCGUGCCGUGAACAGCCAAAUGAACCACAACAUUAUGGCGCUAAAGUUUCCAACCUAUCAUUUAGAAGGUUCCGCCCGGCCUCCGAGUCACGCAACCUCGGGAGAACAUCCCGUAGAGGAUCCAACAAAUGGCCAAUCCAUGGUGAGGUUGGCCACGGAGAGAAUGAAACGAAAGUUCCUGGGAUGGAGCUAGAUUAGUUCUGCGAUUCAGUGUAGAGAAAGGACUUCCGUGUGAAGAUGAAACGCUACGAAUUUCUUGCCUCAUUGUCAUAUCCAUGAAACCAAAGAGCCGCCACAGUCGACGGAAUAUGUGCAAUCACUAAAACAACCACAUCUUUAACAACAGUCGUGCAUCUUUGUACCUACCAAACGAAAAAGGAGUCCAAAGUAGGCCCUAGUAGGCACUUUGAUGAUCCAAAUGUGAGGACACGCAUAAAUACAUUAGUCAUAUAUCUCAUUUUGUAUGAACUCAAAUUGAACGAACUCGCAGAAAAAAACAACAACUCCAUGAUAUAAUUUCUUGCCGUCCCGAAAUGUGAAUUAGUGAUAUUGCUCCUUUCUCAUCUUGAUUUUCUCGAUUCAUAGAGAAUACGUUAUUUUUAUGAUUUCUUUUGAUACACUCAAAUACAAGUUAUGUAAGAAACGA
This is a messenger RNA of Tigriopus californicus, 5360 nucleotides long. RefSeq lists its product as uncharacterized. The record is from RefSeq and is a predicted model, not a curated record. The coding region runs from base 723 to 4091 and encodes 1122 amino acids. The transcript is spliced from 8 exons. NCBI's taxonomy places the organism in Eukaryota, Metazoa, Arthropoda, Copepoda, Harpacticoida, Harpacticidae.